Messenger RNA from Vigna unguiculata (cowpea), 630 nucleotides. RefSeq lists its product as uncharacterized. The record is from RefSeq and is a predicted model, not a curated record. Gene Ontology annotation, biological process: defense response to other organism. Lineage: Eukaryota; Viridiplantae; Streptophyta; Magnoliopsida; Fabales; Fabaceae. Gene Ontology annotation, cellular component: plasma membrane.
AUGGCUCCGACCAACAACCACAGGACAAGAUGUGGUGACACCCGUUUUCCCCGAAACGUAAUACUUUUGUUGGUUACCAUCUUUGUUUUUUUGAUGGCUGCUAUCAGCAUAGCAUGGCUUGUCAUGCACCCACAUGACCCUGGUUUUGCGGUGACGUCACUUUCUGUUACCAACUUCUCUCUCUCAGACUCCCAGGUACGAGGAAGGUACGAGGUUGGACUAACCAUAACAAACCCAAACAAGAUCAUAACCCAGGUGGUGCUUCACCGUCAGGGCUCCUUGCUGCUUUACGAUUCUGAGUUGUACUCGAAGGCUGCAGUGCAAACAACCGUGAACCUGGAGAAGUUGACCAACAAGAGUGUGAAGGUUGACUUUGAAGUGAAGGACCAACACCAGAAGGUGGUGCCUCCGAUUCUGGGUCGGGACUUAAACAAAGGGGUGGUGAACUUCAACGUGGUUUUGAAGGUUACGGUUAGAUUCGAAGCUGGGAUAUGGCCAAGCAAGGAUGAGUUAUUGGAUGUUACUUGUAAGGAUCUGGAUGUGGAGUUCCACCCUAAAACAAAAGGCACUGGCAACCUUCUGGGUAUUGGGAAGAACUGCUCCACAAAGAAUGCUGCAGGGAGAACUUGA